GGAGCCUGUCAACCUCGUGUCCCCCCUUCGUUCCUUCUGCCUGCCUGGCGGCCAUUGCACGGCGGCUCCACACCCGCCUCCUUGUGCUUUCGUGUGUGCCUCCGGCCCUAUAAGUACACGGCACUGUCACGCAGGCACUUGCAGAGCCAUCACUAGUCAGUCUCAGUCAGCUGUGAGGAGUUGAAGACAGGAAGGGGCGCAGCUGCAGCAGCUGGUACGAGAGAUGGCGAUGGAGAAGGGCUGGAAGGCGAGGGACGUCGCGGGUGCCUUGGGCAUGGAGGUGGUGGACGAGGAGGAGGACGACGCGGUGGCGGCGAUACCGCCGCCGCAGACGCCGCUGGAGCCCAUGGAGUACCUGUCCAGGUCGUGGAGCGUGUCGGCUUCGGAGAUUUCGAAGAUACUCGUCGGCGGGGGCAAGAAGAGCGGCGUUGCGGCGGCGAUGAGCCGGCUGCCGGAGAUGACCAUACCGGAGGACUCCGUGCUUGCCACGUCCAUCGUUCCUCAUCUCCCGUGUCAUCAACAGCAUAGGGGUGCGAGAAGGAAUUCCAUGAGCAGCGGCCACUACCAAUCGAUCGGCAGAUGGUUCCAAGUCCACCACGGGGAGACAUGCCGGGUGAGGCAGAGAGGCAAGGAGAAGCAGCGCGCGGAGAAGGCCCACGUGCACGCCAUGGUGUCCGUGGCGCGGGUCGCCGCCGCGGUCGCCGCCGUCGCGGCGGCCACGAGCUGCGACGCCCAGGCCACCAAGAUGGCCGCGGCCAUGGCGUCGGCCACCGAGCUGCUAGCUUCGCACUGCGUCGAGGCCGCUCAGCACGCGGGGGCGCGCCACGACCAGGUCGCCGGCGCCGUGCAGGCCGCGGUUGGCGUCCGGAGCCCCGGUGAUCUGAUGACGCUCACGGCGGCCGCGGCCACUGCUCUGCGAGGAGCUUCCACACUGAAGCAGAGAGUGCAGCGAGAGGCGAGGAGCAAUGCGAGUGUUCUUCCAUACGAGAAGGGGAGCGAGAAGGGCCAUUCAUGGAGUACGGAUAUCUGGUGCAAGGAGGGGGAGUUGCUGAAACGCACAAGAAAAGGGGAUUUACACAAGACAAGAGUAUCUAUCUACAUCAACAAGAGGUCACAGGUGAUGCUGAAGCUGAAAAGCAAACACAUCGGAGGUGCACUAUCGAAGAACAACAAGAGCGUUGUUUACGGCGUAUACAGCGAGCUUCCGACAUGGGCGGAGCCAGGGAAGGACUCCAUGGAGGAGACGUGCUGCUUCGGCCUGAGCACGGCGCAGGGUCUCGUGGAGUUCGAGUGCGAGAGCAGCGCGAGCAAACGGAAGUGGGUAGACGAUGUGCAGAACCUGCUUCGUCAGGUGGCCCUGCAGGAUCAAGUAGGAAAUAAACUGGGGCUACUAAAACUCAGCUAAUGCAGUCUCGAUUUGUACGCAACCAUUCUCCUUCCUCAUGGUAGCAGACGGUGUGUUACAGGAAGUGCCUUGCAUUAGGGAUGCGAGGCGUACAGAUUGAUGGUACUCUUGUCACUGACUUUAUAUUGCUGUACUACAUACAGAAUGGUGAGAUACGGAAUAGGUUCUAUGUUUUUUUUUUUGUUUAAGAGUGAAUGUUGUUGUCAACUAAAUGUAUGCCAAUAUGCCAAUUUGUAAAAAAAAAAGUUUAUGGCCUUA
Panicum virgatum (switchgrass) is the source of this 1663-nucleotide messenger RNA. Its product is annotated as VAN3-binding protein-like. The transcript has 6 exons. The coding region runs from base 224 to 1405 and encodes 393 amino acids. Lineage: Eukaryota; Viridiplantae; Streptophyta; Magnoliopsida; Poales; Poaceae. Gene Ontology annotation, biological process: leaf vascular tissue pattern formation; auxin-activated signaling pathway; phloem or xylem histogenesis. The record is from RefSeq and is a predicted model, not a curated record.